AACCAUAUAAUAUUAAUUUUUUAUUAAAAACAAAGCCUUAUUAAAUCUAGCCAUUUCCAAAUUCGUCGCACUCACCAAUUCCCAAUUUCGCAAAUCUAAAAACCCUCGAUCUCGGAAUCCGAUGGCUGGAAUGUUCUCCGCCGUGCGGCGAAUCUACCUCACCGCCUACAACUGGACGCUCUUCUUCGGCUGGCUCCAGGUGUUCUACCUCGCCGUCUCUACUCUCCUGAAUUCCGGCUACGAAUCGGUCUACGCCGCCGUCGAGAAGCCGCUCAUCCUCGCGCAGUCAGCCGCGCUGCUCGAGAUCCUCCACAGCCUCGCCGGAAUCGUCAGAUCUCCGGUCACCGCCACUCUGCCGCAGGUCGCCUCGCGGCUGUACGUGACCUGGGGAAUCCUGUACAGCUUCCCCGAAAUCCGGACGCAUUUCUUCGUUUCGUCGCUGGUGAUUAGCUGGUCGAUUACUGAGAUAAUUAGGUACUCGUUUUUCGGAUUGAAGGAGGCGUUCGGAUCUGCGCCGUCGUGGCUGCUGUGGCUGAGGUACAGCACGUUUCUGAUGUUGUACCCUACCGGAAUCACGAGCGAGGUAGGGCUGAUCUACUACGCGCUGCCGUAUCUGAAGGAAUCGGGGGACAAAUUCAGCAUCAGGAUGCCGAAUAGGUGGAAUUUCUCGUUUGAUUAUUACUGUAGUGCGGUGUUGGUUCUGGGAUUCUAUGUUCCUGGAAGUCCUCAUCUCUAUGGAUACAUGUUGGAGCAGCGGAAAAAGGCGCUCGCCAAAGCGAAAACGGCGUGAUUGGGAUCUGAUGAUGAAGAUUUUUAUUGUGGUUUAACCUCUGUAAAAUUUGAUUUUGUGGUAUGGAUUUAGUCUGAUUUGUAUGGAAACUAGUGUUUUAAUUUUUUAAUCAUCAAUUCAUCCUUCUCUUUGUGGUUA
Messenger RNA from Salvia hispanica, 928 nucleotides. RefSeq names its product Protein-tyrosine phosphatase-like, PTPLA (gene PAS2). Gene Ontology annotation, molecular function: 3-hydroxyacyl-CoA dehydratase activity. Gene Ontology annotation, cellular component: endoplasmic reticulum membrane. NCBI's taxonomy places the organism in Eukaryota, Viridiplantae, Streptophyta, Magnoliopsida, Lamiales, Lamiaceae. Gene Ontology annotation, biological process: very long-chain fatty acid biosynthetic process; sphingolipid biosynthetic process; fatty acid elongation. The record is from RefSeq and is a predicted model, not a curated record.